Rhipicephalus sanguineus (brown dog tick) is the source of this 619-nucleotide messenger RNA. RefSeq lists its product as uncharacterized. The record is from RefSeq and is a predicted model, not a curated record. Lineage: Eukaryota; Metazoa; Arthropoda; Arachnida; Ixodida; Ixodidae. The transcript has 5 exons. Bases 98 to 493 code for a protein of 131 amino acids.
GUUGCAGCGGCGUACUUUGACAUCCACCUCCUGCGGAGCCGACGGUUCGCACAAGCGGAAAACGGACUCGACGUGCAGCGAAACACGCUCCAGGGAAAUGUGCCGCUGCCAUCGGCUGUUUCGGAGUAGGCGAAUCGAGUGGCCUUGGGCUGUGGCAAGCAGUUGCGUGCAACAACCGACUUCGCGGGUUAUCAGCGCAGUCUGUGCCAUCCGCCGUUGGUCGUCCUGGCGGUCUACUGUGGCAUCCACCUCCACUGCCAGGACGCGCAGCCAAUCACGAAUCGGCUUUCAGCAAGGCAACUCGCUUUCACCGACAAGAAUAAUGCGACCUAUUGUUUCGUCUUCGUCAAGUACCAUCGCCGUCGGCCUGGACCGCAGCGUAGACCCGUGCGACGACCUGUACGAGCAGCUGCCUACUGUGGCAUCCACCUUGGUGGUCCCUGCGCGCAGCCUUGGAACCGGACCGACAUUGCGCAAAGCAAGAUCGCAGUAGUGGACAACCUCCUGCUGGCCGCCUUUGCGGCUUACUGUGGCAUUCACCUCAGUGGUCUCUGCGCGCAACCUUGGAACCGGGCCGUCGUUGAGCAAAGGACCUUACACUUGUGGACUUGGUUUUCAC